UCAAAAUUUACAAAAAUCAUCAAGUUUGACGAUUGGAGUUGGUUUGCGGUGAUUUUUAUUCAGUACCUAAUAUAAAAAAAAUACAAAGAUGACUACUAAGAAUAAAACAGAAGAAACAAAGAAAGAAAAGCCCGAGGCAACACCGGCACCAAGUGAUGAUUUGUCUGAAGAAGAUAAGCGUCUCCAAGAGGAGCUUAAUAUGCUUGUUGAAAAGUUAAUGGGUAACGAUGUCGACUUGUAUUUGCCAGCCCUACAAAUGCUGAGCAAUCUCAUCCGGACUUCUACAACUUCUAUGACAUCAGUACCUAAACCUCUGAAAUUCCUUAGAGAACACUACCCGUCUCUCAAGGAAGUUUAUGAAAAAAUUAAAGAUGAAAAGACAAAGAAGUAUUGUGCAGAUGUAGUUUCAGUCCUAGCCAUGGGAGUCAGUGGUUCACUUGAUGCUGCUGAGAAGCGUGAAUGUCUCAAGUAUUGUUUAUUGGGAACAAAGUCAAAUGUCGGGGAGUGGGGGCAUGAAUAUGUCAGGCAGCUGGAAGGAGAAAUAGCAGAGGAAUGGAAUGUGGAGAACAUGGACACUCUGCUGCCCCUGGUGUGUGACGUGGUAGCCUUUGACAUGCAGCACUCUGCCGAGAUUCAAGCCUGUGAUCUACUUAUGGAAAUUGAUCGUCUCAAUCUGCUCACUCAACACAUGGAUCAGAGCAAUUAUGCUCGUGUCUGUUUGUAUUUGAUUGGAUGUGCUAGCUAUGUAGUAGAACCAGAAUCUACACAAAUCCUGCAAGGUGUCCUGGACACAUACUUACGUUUUGAGGAGUACCCUCGUGCGUUGUUGGUGGCUAUGCAACUACAUGAUACACAAAAAUGUGAAGCUAUUCUGAAUGCUUGCAAAGAUGGUCUGGUCAAGAAGCAGCUUUGUUACAUGAUGGCCCGUCAGUAUGUUCCAAUUGAACCAGAAGAUGAGGACCUGAGGAGCAUCCUUCUGAAUGCCCAUGUUACUGAACACUUCCAUAGUUUGGCCAGAGAGCUUGACAUCAUGGAACCAAAAACUCCUGAAGAGGUAUACAAAACCUGGCUAGAGUCUGCUGGCUCUGCUCUGAGGCCAUCUCUUCUAGCUGAACAUCCAGUAGACUCAGCCCGACAAAAUCUGUCUGCGACAUUCGUCAAUGCAUUUGUCAAUGCUGGCUUUGGACGCGAUAAACUCGUCACAACUGAAGACGGCAACAAGUGGAUGUAUAAGAAUAAAGACCAUGGCAUGUUGUCAGCAGCAGCAUCUUUGGGUAUUAUACAUCUAUGGGAUGUUGAUGGUGGUCUGACACCUAUUGACAAGUAUUUGUACACUUCAGAAGAACAUAUCAAAGCAGGAGCUCUGUUGGCCCUCGGUCUUGUCAACUGCGGCGUACGCAAUGAGUGUGAUCCAGCCUUAGCGCUGCUCGCUGAUUAUUUGCUACACUCUAGUGUCAAUUUGAGGAUCAGUAGUAUUCUUGGGCUGGGUCUGGCGUACGCGGGUACGCAACGCGAGGACGUGCUGUCUCACCUGCUGCCGGUGCUGUCGGACGCGUCCGCCACCCCCGAGGUGCUGGGCCUGGCCGCUGUGGCCGCCGGACUCAUCGUUGUCGGCUCGUGCAAUGGAGAGGUCUCCUGUGCUAUAAUCCAGAGGCUUAUAGAAGAUAACAAAGAACUUCACUCGUCGACAUUUGCGAGGUUCUUGCAUUUAGGUCUAGGAUUGUGUUUCUUAGGAUGUAAGGAGCGUACAGAGGCGACGAUGGCCGCGCUAGAAGUGUUACCGGAGCCGCAACAGUCGCUUUGCCAGACCACGCUGUCCAUGUGUGCGUACGCGGGUACCGGCGACGUGCUCAUCGUUCAACAGAUGCUGCACAUCUGCUCUAAGCAUUACGACACUGAUAAUGAGCAAUCAUCGACCGAAGAUACAGCAUUUAAGAAGCAAGACAAGAAGGAAUCUAAGGAAGGCACCUCGUCUAGGAGCUCCGCCAGCGCCGACCAGAAAGAUGAUAAAAACAAAAGCAAGUCGAAGGAGUCAAAGAGCAAGGACAAGGAGAAGGAGGCAAACAAGGAGCUGUCGUCGGUGCAGGCGGUGGCCGCGCUCGGCGUCGCCGCCAUCGCGCUGGCCGAGGAGACCGGCGCCGAGAUGUGCACAAGGAUCUUUGGACAGCUGGGUCGGUACGGCGAGCCGGCGGUGCGUCGCGCGGUGCCGCUCGCUAUUGCGCUGUGCUCGGUGUCCAACCCGCAGCUGUCCGUCAUCGACGUCCUCAACAAGUACUCGCACGACGCCGACAACGACGUCGCGUACAACGCCAUCUUCGCCAUGGGCCUCGUCGGCGCUGGUACCAAUAACGCCAGGUUGGCAACAAUGCUGCGCGCGCUUGCCCUGUACCACGGCAAGUCGCCGGUGCAUCUGUUCAUGGUGCGGCUGGCGCAGGGGCUGUGCCACGCGGGCAAGGGAACGGUGACGCUCUGUCCCGCUCACGCCGACCGCCGCCUGCUCAACCGUCCCGCUCUAGCUGCCCUGCUAGUGGUGCUCACCGCGUUCCUUGACUGCAAGAACAUUAUUCUUGGCAAAUCCCACUACCUUCUGUAUGUUCUGUCUGCGGCCUUCCAACCCCGUUGGCUGGUCACUUUGGAUGAGAAUCAACAGCCCCUCAACGUCAGUGUUCGUGUGGGACAGGCAGUAGAUGUGAUUGGAAAGGCUGGCACACCAAAAACUAUUGCUGGAUCGCACACACACACCACACCAGUUCUCCUCUCGUUUGGUGAGAGAGCAGAGUUGGCGACGGACGAGUACAUUCCCCUGUCGCCGGUCAUGGAAGGUUUUGUCAUACUCAAAAAGAAUGAAGACAGUGUUAUGGCAUCCGUACAAUAAGUAAUCUAACCUACAUAUAUUUUUAGUAUUAAUGUAUUCUAUCUUAUAUGUCAAAAAAGUUUUUAAUAAAUAGCUUAAAA
This is a messenger RNA of Aricia agestis (brown argus), 2955 nucleotides long. It is a transcript of the gene Rpn1, whose product is annotated as 26S proteasome non-ATPase regulatory subunit 2. Gene Ontology annotation, cellular component: proteasome complex; nucleus; proteasome storage granule. Lineage: Eukaryota; Metazoa; Arthropoda; Insecta; Lepidoptera; Lycaenidae. The transcript has 18 exons. The coding region runs from base 89 to 2875 and encodes 928 amino acids. The record is from RefSeq and is a predicted model, not a curated record. Gene Ontology annotation, biological process: regulation of protein catabolic process; proteasome-mediated ubiquitin-dependent protein catabolic process. Gene Ontology annotation, molecular function: enzyme regulator activity.